Cebus imitator (Panamanian white-faced capuchin) is the source of this 927-nucleotide messenger RNA. RefSeq names its product tetra-peptide repeat homeobox protein 1-like. The transcript is spliced from 3 exons. Bases 1 to 927 code for a protein of 308 amino acids. The record is from RefSeq and is a predicted model, not a curated record. Gene Ontology annotation, biological process: regulation of transcription by RNA polymerase II. Lineage: Eukaryota; Metazoa; Chordata; Mammalia; Primates; Cebidae. Gene Ontology annotation, molecular function: DNA-binding transcription factor activity, RNA polymerase II-specific; RNA polymerase II cis-regulatory region sequence-specific DNA binding. Gene Ontology annotation, cellular component: nucleus.
AUGCAAGACCCUAGGGAUCCCCAAGGACCUCCCCCGGCCCAGGGCCGUCCCCUGAACCAAAACCCUCCAAGGAGACAGCGGCAGGAGCGCACGGUCUACACUCGCAGCCAGCAGGAACAGCUAGAAGCUUACUUUCAGGAGAAGCAGUACCCGAACUUUGACGAGCGACUGGAGCUGGCGCAGAAACUCGACCUCAGGGAGCAGCAACUGCAGGUGUGGUUCAAGAAUCGUCGCGCCAAACUAGCCCGGGAGCGGCGGCUCCAGAAGCAGCCCCAGAGCGGCCCAGGACCGAGAGGCCGCGGAGCCCGGGCUGCGCCCCCAGACCCUGCAGGCGCUGCCUCCGCCCCUGGGGGUCCUGAGUUCCCGCAGGGCUGGGAUUCCUGGAUGUCCCCUCAGCCGGGCCCCUCGGGAAUCCUCCCAGCAGCAAAACCCACGACCUACAGCCUCCACCACGCCUGGGGCGGUCCCGGGCGAGGCGCGCAGGGUGGCUUCCUGGCUGGCCCGGGUCCAGGUCCCUGCCCGAUCCCAGCCCCACUCCCUGGCCCAGCCCAGGUGCCAGGCCCGCACCCAGGCCCAACUUCAGGCCCAUUCUCAGGGUCAAUGCUAGGCCCAGCCUCCAACCCAGGUCCAGUCCCAGGUCCAGUCUCAGGGCCUGGCCCAAUCCCAGACCCAGUCCGAGGCGGAUGCUUGAUGCCACCAGGUCCAGCCUCACUCCCAGCCCCGGCCCCAGACUCCAUGUGGCCUCAGAGCCCCUAUGCCUCCAGCUUCUGGCCAGACACUCAGUUAUUCUCCGACUUGCCGGAGCUGUUAGCACCCCUAGACGCCUUUGAGGACUCCUCAGUCUCCACCCAGAUGUCUCAGUACGAAGAGAAGGAUGGCUCUGUGGACGAAAAUCCCUCAUUGCCCCGGGGGUUUCUGGAUUUAUAG